Geodia barretti is the source of this 2042-nucleotide messenger RNA. Lineage: Eukaryota; Metazoa; Porifera; Demospongiae; Tetractinellida; Geodiidae. The record is from the annotation of a GenBank genome assembly.
GUGUUAUUGCCAUGGUUACCCGUAUACAAAGUGCAUGCGCAAACGAGAGCGCUGCAACGAUCAAAGAUCAGACUGCCGAGAGCGGGGAAGAUCGGGAAGAUCAUGGCAAAGUUUGUGGUAGCGGGGAAGGUGGAUUGCGCGGCGUAUGCACGGGCCGAACUGCUUGCAGAUCAGCUCCAGUCUUGCUUGCCCGAUUUCCAUGUCCACAAGGUGCCGGUGCCUAGUGCGGAAUGGGCGCAGUGGGUAAGAGAAGAGUGCGAGGAGAGGGGGUGGGUGGGACACUGUGGGGAUGUGCUGGUGUGGAGGGAGCUGGUGAAGAGGGGAGGGAGGGGGGUGUACGUGGGAGGGGUGAGAGAGUUUCAAGAUUAUGCUUCUCACUACCACAAUGUCACCCCACUCACUGACUCAGUCGCUGAACGGAACAUUGCGGAAGAGAACAGGCAAACCUUGGAGGCCAAUCAAUUGGAGGUGGAGUCUCGUACAAAGCCACACCCUCUCCGGGUGGCUGUUACUUCUGCAUCUUCAUUCAUGGCAUACCACCUUCUUCAACGUCUAGCGUUAGGAGAUGUAUUUGGAGACAAGUUGAUAUCACUCCGCCUACUGGACACGCCCACACAUUCCGACGAGGUUUCUGGUGUUGCCAUGGAGAUCACUGACAUGGCUUCCCCUAGUGUUGAGAGUGUACACUGUACCUCAUCAGUGAAGGAAGCAUUUCAAUUGGCCUCCGUUGUGUUUGUUCUGGAGCAGUGGGAAGAUGGGGGUGGGGAUAUUCAGAAUGGGGAAGAAAUUGAGGAGGCAGGUGGAGAGGACGCAGAGAGAAAGGAAGAAGAGGAGGAGGUUAGGAAGAACGAGGAUGAGGGGGAGAGGGAAGAAGAUAAAGAAAAGGAAAAGGACGGAGGUGUGAAAGAAGAGGGAGAAGAAAAGCCGGGAGCAUCAGAAACGAGCAGCCAUCUAGAGGAAGCUGCAACUCUAUACCAAAAGUACGGUGCAACACUAGAUUUCUGUGCACAGAAAUCGGUCCGGGUAAUAGUGAGUGGCCGACUCUCAAAUCUUGGUGCUGCUGUAAUUGCACGCACGGCCUCCUCUAUCCCUCGUACCAAUAUCAUUGCCGCUCCCAGUCUCGUUGAACAGAGGUCCAAGUCGGUUGUUGCCGGGAAACUGAGGCUCAAUGCGGCCGAUGUUGAGCAGGUAUAUAAUCCAUAGUUAAUACGUAUUCUAUUGAUAACCCUGCUGUUGGAGCAGACCAUAGCACAGAAAAGACAAAAGAUUGUAUGUUUGAUACCAGAAACUCACAGUUACCAUUUGCUGUGCUUGGUUCAGAUGAUUCUUACAGUUCAUCAAACGUGUGUCCGUUGUCGGUGUCACUGUGCAGGUGUGUGUCUGGGGAAGGUGUGGAGGUGGGGAGGGUGUGCUGGUGGACGUCGGCAACACCAGGGUGCACUGCUACCAGGGAGCCAUCGUAGGUCCGGACCCCUUCUCCCUCCCGCUGGCUCACUGCCUUCAUGACCCCGACUGGCUUGCCAGCAGUCUCUUGGGGGACGUGAGAAAGAGGGAGAGAGAGGAGAGAGGGGGAGGAGGACUGAGCGAGGCUGUUGCUAUAGCUGAAAUGGUUCGUCAAUGGAUGGAUCCAAACAACGAGUCCAGGGUGUGGUGUUCUGUGGGUGUGGUCAGCGAAGGAGAUUGCUACGGCUUCCCAGAGGGCGUGGUCUGCAGCGUACCGGCGAGGAGAGAGGGAGGGGAGUGGAAAGUGGUACAAGGUCUUGAGCCCACUCCAAACAUUCAAGUAAGCCAGCAAGAGUGGAGCAAAGAAACACUUUGUUCUUUGUCUCUCUAGGAGCAGCUGCUCAGCAAAGAGACUCACUAGACACACGACUGGACCAGGCAUGGGACCACAUCAAAGGACAGGAGGGGCAAAUAACACAAUCACCCGAAAAUGAUGACCUUGGUUGGAAGGACUCACUACCAAACGUAGUCCGUAGUUGAGUUCCGGGGACGUCGUCGUACGAGUUUGUCCGUUUGCCAAUCAGCAUAUAUAAUCAUGA